AUGCAUUUGCUUUUUCGCGCUGAUUUGCGACUUAUUAGGUUGUAUACACAUAAAGGAAGUCGCGAUGCUAUAAUUCUGAGAAUGAUACAGAAUCUUCAUCUCGAAAUCUUUAGCUACAUACUACAAUACGAAGUGUAUCUGGACUUGGUGGCGGUAGAUGUAAAUGCAGGGGUCUCAGACUUUGGUGCUUCCUUUGUUAACCUUGCAAUGGCUGUCAUUUUUCUUCACCUUCAGUUGUUGUGCUUCAAACUGUUUCAGCCACUCAGCCAUCUUGGAUUUCCGUACACUUGA
Messenger RNA from Plasmopara halstedii, 291 nucleotides. RefSeq lists its product as uncharacterized. The record is from RefSeq and is a predicted model, not a curated record. Bases 1 to 291 code for a protein of 96 amino acids. The transcript is spliced from 3 exons. NCBI's taxonomy places the organism in Eukaryota, Oomycota, Peronosporomycetes, Peronosporales, Peronosporaceae.